AUGUCAAGAACAUCGAGCAGCAAACCUGUUGAUUUUAGCGCUACGAAAGAUAUAUUUGUUUCGGCUGUUCGCUUCGCUAUGUCUAUUGAGGAACCGUGUUUUCCGUUUGGCGACGAGCUAAGAAUCUCCGCUCAAGAGCAAGUCGACUACAUGCUAGGAGAAGACGAAGAUAUUACAAUCGUUGUGGCGGACGAUGAAGUAAAAUCUGUAGUAAGAAUUGGUGUUUACAAUAUCAUUCAUUUAUUCGAAACAAACUUGUCGAUGUUGCUGUUGAAUCCUUCUCUCGAGUUUGAAACUGUGGCGGAUGACAUGAUAAUGAGGAGAGUAUCUGAUCUUGAAUGGAUGUGUAAUGUACUACCAAAGAUGGAUUUGAUGAAAUCUUUUGUUUCUAACUGGAUCGCGAUUUCGAGUAAAAUUUUGGCGAUCAUUGAAGACGAAAAGUUUGUUCAUAUCAUGUGGGGUUUGAAAGUAAAGGUGAUAGAACUAACAUGCAAGGUUUUGGAAGCAGUUAGUUAUGGAAGUGUGAUUGUUCCAGCUCCGAGUCGGGUUCAAUUGCUGAAAACGUGGUUUCCGUACGUUCAGAAAAUGAAGCCGUUGCUUGAUUUGAAAGCCACUGCAGAGACUAGUUUCCGUUCCGUAAUGGAUGAGGAUCUGUGUCAGGCUAUUGAGGGAGCGAUUGUGUCGUUGGUAUUGACGUUGCCUUCGAACGAUCAAGCGGAGAUUCUGGCGGACUGGAUUGGAAGUAGGGAAGUUGGAUAUCCUGACUUGAGUGAGGCUUUUGAGGUUUGGUCUUAUAGAAGCAAGUCUGCCAAGAGGAGAUUAGUUGAAGGUUUACAUGAAAAAACCGACGCCGCUAUCAGCAGCUGA
Messenger RNA from Lathyrus sativus (Indian pea), 867 nucleotides. The record is from the annotation of a GenBank genome assembly. NCBI's taxonomy places the organism in Eukaryota, Viridiplantae, Streptophyta, Magnoliopsida, Fabales, Fabaceae.